Messenger RNA from Cynoglossus semilaevis (tongue sole), 5588 nucleotides. It is a transcript of the gene sack1hb, whose product is annotated as family with sequence similarity 83 member Hb. Gene Ontology annotation, cellular component: keratin filament. NCBI's taxonomy places the organism in Eukaryota, Metazoa, Chordata, Actinopteri, Pleuronectiformes, Cynoglossidae. Gene Ontology annotation, biological process: intermediate filament cytoskeleton organization; positive regulation of cell migration; signal transduction. The transcript has 8 exons. The record is from RefSeq and is a predicted model, not a curated record. The coding region runs from base 544 to 4239 and encodes 1231 amino acids. Gene Ontology annotation, molecular function: protein kinase binding; keratin filament binding.
ACAGGUUGGUGGUUAUUUGCUGUUUUAUUUUAAAAAAUGCUGACUUUUUACACAAACUGUUUCAUUAGGCAGCGGUAUCAGGUUAGGCAUGAAGGGCAGCUACAUUUGAAAUAUGCCAUUGGGUGUGAACUUCCAAUAGUUUUGACUUUGUUGGGAGGAGUUUGGUCGAUGGGAAAGCCCAGCCUAACAACAGUGACUCCUCUUCUUCCUUAUUCACCGAGCGCUGCCCUGAGCCGAAGAGGCGGCCGCUCUGGAGGUUCCCAUACCGCCGAGAGAAGCGCUGUGUCCGGGCCUGGAAUAAGAGCUGCUGCAGCCGCUACUGUCUGGAGUUUUAUCCCCCCGGUUUGAGGAAUGUGACGCGCUGACGGAAGGAGACGCGGAGCGGUAAAGGCGACACUGAGCUUCUUCUGUCAGGACGGUUGAAAACCCGCACACACACAAAGAGGAGGCGAGACAAGUUCUGCAGCAAAGUUGUGGAGAUUGAAAUUCCUCCUGUUUGUUCUAUAAGUGGCUCCCUGUGGACCAACUCCUCCCUCCACAAGCAUGGCUCACCGAUCACAGAGUUCUUCCAUUGGGGAAAACCCCCUGGAUCCUAACUAUCUGCCUCCACAUUACCGCGAGGAGUAUCGUCUAGCAAUUGAUGCCCUUAUAGAAAAUGACAUACAGGGCUACUUUGAGUUCCUCCAGACUGCGGAUGUGGUCAGUUUCCUGUCUCAGCCAGAGAUUGAACACAUUAGAUCCACGACCCAGAUGCCCUGUAGGACCACUAGCAUGACUGAGCUAACGUACCUCGAUGGAAGUGAUCAGGACGAUGGCUCUUCUGACACCUACUGGCCUGUUCAGUCUGACCUGGCUGCCCCAGGGCUGGACCUGGGCUGGCCGCUGCCCCAGCACAGCUUUGUUGGGCCCACAGAGGUCACCACUCUGGUCAACCCCUCUGACCCAGAUAUGCCAAGCAUUAAAGAGCAGGCCAGGAGGCUCAUCAAAAGCGCACGUCAUGUCAUUGCCGUGGUGAUGGACACGUUCUCAGAUGUUGACAUUUUUGCCGACCUUUUGGACGCAGCUGCACGCCAUAUUCCUGUUUACAUCCUUCUAGAUGAACAGGAAGCCCAUCACUUUGUGUCUAUGGUUGUUAACUGCAAAGUUAACUUGGACUUAAUUCAUAUGAUGCGUGUGAGGACAGUGGCAGGAAUAACCUAUUACUCUCGAACAGGGAAAUCAUUUAAAGGACAAGUAAAAGAUCGUUUCCUUUUGGCUGACUGCAGGGCUGUGCUCAGUGGAAAUUAUAGUUUUAUGUGGUCCUAUGAGAAGAUCCAUCGCUGCAUCGCUCACCUCUUCCUUGGGGAGUUAGUUGCCACCUUUGAUGAAGAAUUUCGAAUCCUCUAUGCUCAGUCAGAGCCUCUGGUCAUUGACCCGUCAGAUGCAGCACUCACCAUCUCUGACACCAGCAGCUCCAGCGGCUACUUGAGCAAUCAGUUUGGUUUGAAGAGGACACAGUCUUUACGCAACCCCAUCGGCUUUCGACGGCAGCUUGAGAAUUCCUCUGCGUUUCCCUACGGAGACACUGAACGAAACCUUGCACUUCCUUUCCGGAGGAAUGACCCAUUCCGUCACACCAUUGAACCUGGGGCUGGAAUUACAAUUGGAAAGUAUUCCCAGCAGCAGUUUCGUCUGCAACAGUCCUUCCUGGAGCAGGGAAGAUCUAUUGUGUCCCGGCAGAUGGAACUCAGUGCAUUCCAGAGGCAUAGCUAUGCAGAGGGAACCCAGGAAAACUACGCGUCCUCAAGGCAAUUCAUGAAGCACAGAGUUCUGAAUAAUCUUGAUGAGAUGGACUAUCACAGGGAACAGAACCAAGGAAGCCACUUCUACUCUGAAGGGCCUGGGCCUGGGUCAAGCCACGGACAUUAUGACAGACUUCAAGGUCGUCCACCACACCUUGCCAUUGACCAGUAUUCAGAAUCAAGCUUUCGCUCAGAUCUGGAGCCUCCACCUGCUGUCUACGGCCAAGACUACUUUUCAUCGGAGGACUUACACGCAUCAGAGGGUCAUCAAGCACCUCCAGUGGCUGGACGAUAUGGAGGAGGUUCCUCCAGUAAAAGGCCAACCAUAGGUCAGGCUUAUGCCUGCCAGAGUUCACCAACACAGCUCCACCCGCCAGAGAAGAAGCCGUUUCCUAAACAGUCUGACCAAGAGCAUGAUCAAGAUCCAACUGUUAAGCAAGGCCUAAGGAGUUGGAGAAUUAAUUCCUAUCUUAGCACAUAUGAAGACGGUGGGGAAGAAGGUCUAACUCAGCCUUUAGGGCCUGAUGCAUUUGAGGACUCUUCUUCAUCACAACAACCCACAGCGCCUGACAAUCCAAGUCCUCGCUUUGGACGAAAAGAGCCUCCUCAUGUGCCUUCAAAGCCGAGACCAGAUAUCCUGAGACCAAGGUUUGGAAAGCCCAUAUUACCUAAUAGCAGCAAUAAAGACUCAACAACAGCAGGCAAUGAUCUCCAUCCUUCAGUCAGUGACUUGAAGCCAUAUACACUGGAUAAAAGAGAAAGGGAGAUUGAGAGGGAAAGAAAUAUAGAGAGGGCGGCAACAAUGGAGGUUGGUGCCGAUGUGGAUGUGAAAGAGGGUCCAGAACGCUUCCUGUCCAAACAUGAAUCAUUCCGUUCACGUGUAAACCCACUUCUUCAACGUAGCUCUCGUCUCCGCUCCUCACUUAUUUUCUCAUCUUCUAAGGCUGAAAUUCACAGUGGAAGUCUUGGUUUGAAACCUGCCACAGAGGAAGAGGAAGAGUUGGAUACUGUGCGCACCUCCUCAAUUGUUGCCCAGAUCCUGGAAAAGAGGAGGUCACUUUCUCGUGAGCCUUUUGAGUGGAGAAAGAAAGCAGAGGAGAGAGAGAAAGAGAAAGAAAAGGAGAAAGAAAUUGAGAUGGAGAAAGAAAAACAGAGAGAAGAAAAAGAAAAGAAAUAUCAUUUGGAACAGGAAAGGGAGAGUAGAAUAAAAGAUGAGAUUAAAGCAAAGGAGGAGCCUCACAUGACAAUUCAAGAGGAAAAAACACCUCCUGAACUUCCGGAGGCCACACUGUCAUCAUCUCUAAACAUGAAUGAUCCAGCUAAUCGACUGCAGUAUUUUAAAGACUUGGCUGCAAAGAGAAAAGCCUCCAAAAUGGAAACUGAGACGUCGCUGAAAGCCCCAGAGCCUGCUGAAAAAAAGCCAGACCUCUUAAAUAAACCGUCUAUCAAUGUGACAAGUACAAAAGUUACAACACUCCCAGUUAGUUCAGUGGAACCUGAACCAAAGAAGUCAGACAUCUCCUCCAAACUGGCAGAGCUCACUCGUAGGCCCUCAUUUAGUUCCUCUAAACCACCAGUAAUCCCUGCCAAGCCCUCUGCCAGCUUGCUGAAGCCUUCAGAAACAUCUCUGUCUCAAAAAGAAGAGAAUGCAUCAGAGGGGCAAAGGAAAGAUCUAUUCAAGUCUUUAAAGCCUCUCCCCUCACCUAAACUUUUUAAAAAGGACCAACUGAAGCUCAAAGGACUGAAUCCACGACGUAUCUCCUGUGGAGAGGAGGUCCUGACCGCUACAGAUGCUACAGAUGCAGAGAAGAGUGAACUGAAAAAGAGCCGUUCUCAUAGUUCCUCAACCCUGCUACAUGAUGAUUCGAGGGAAGGUCACCAAAGAUUCAUGGGUUCAAGCACAUCCAUCAACACCCUGGGUGAGGGAAAGGGUGAAGGGAAGACUAUCGACUUUUUAAAGAAGCAAACUCAGAGGCUGAAGGGAUUCCUGGGGCCUAAGGAUAAAGACAAGAAAGGCUCAAAUGACGACAGGGGCAUGAGCACAGUCAAAGAGAUCACCUCAGAGUUGAGCAGUAGGCACAGUACGUCGUCCAAAGAAACAGGAUCUACUAAUGCAGAUCAAACUAAUCACAAGACAACGACUGGGACUACAGGCUCAUCUAGGUACCAGGCAACGAGCAACUCUGUUUUAUUCAGUAGCAACCUACGCGAUGACACCAAGGUAAUUCUGGAGCAAAUCUCGGCCAACAGUCAGAAGAAUAGGAUAGAGCGAGAGGAAACUGGUGGAGACAGUGAAAGCGGGGACAAGGGCCUGGAGAACUCUCUUAUAAAGAGGAACCGAUUCCUGCGGCCGGCUGGCAACGUCCAGGAGAGGGAGGGACUGCUGAAGAGGAUAGAGAGUCUGAGGAAGGAGAAGAAGGUCUACAGCCGCUUUGAGAUGGGGAAUAGCCUGGGUUAACGAAAGACGGAGGAACGGCCUUUUAGAUGGAAACUAUUUAUGCAAGAUGAUCAAAAGAACCUUUGCCCAUUAAUGCCAGCAACACUAUCAAAGUACCUCUGUGGCUCAUCACUGCAGCCUUUGUGGAUUUUCACUACUAAGAAAAAUAAAACUUGAACAGACAAUAUAAAUGUAUAAAUGUUAGAAAAACAUUUUGAAAACAAACUGAAGUCCCCAAGCUUGUAAUGUGCUCAUUUGCCAAGAUCUGGUACAUUGUUUUACCUAAUAUGGUGAAACAGAGGCGUUUCUCUGCAUGACUACAUUAGCUGAAGGUUCUCUUUAAAAAAGCUCAAAUGAACAUGACUGAGACGGUAAAGAGGUCAGAGAGGUCGGCCAAGUUUGUACUUAAGGAGAGAAAAAAAAACACAGCAAAAUUCACUGCAUACGUAUAGAACCAGUGUGAGGCAUUACAGUAGGUAGAGCGACCACGUGCCAACAGCCAACUGGGGCCAAUAUUAAAAUAGGAGAGGUUACGAUAAUAAACGGUAAUUGGAUAUUUAAAGGGUUAAAUUAUAGCAAUUUGAGUAUAUUGUAGGGAUUGUGAGGGGAACGUCAAAGGAGUUUAAUGAUCAGCAGCCACAGCACAGUUUCUAAAUUUAUCGUUUCAAGGGAGUGUUGUAUAGUUUUGUGCUGAGGUGUUGAUCUGCUUUAAAGAGAAGUCUCAAGCUGAACUUUGGUAGCAAACAAAUACUCUGAUCCGUCUCGUAGGGCAUGUAAGAAAAAGUAAAAUACCUGCAGUAAGAGUGCACCCAUGCAGUCAUAACCUUGACAAAGGGAAUCAAAGGACAUGCACAUUUGCAUACUUAAGCACAGUAGAGCCCAGCCUCUUAACCUGUAUGAAACUACGCCCUGUGCAGGGCUCUUUUGUUGGCCAACCAUUAAACCAAAGAUUGAAUUGUUAAGGUACAUCUCCCAAGGCUGCUUGACACCUUAUUUUUGUUUUUUGUGUUUUUGUAAAGUAAGGUAAAAAGAUCUAUUGCUAUAAGAACACUUCAGGGCUUGAAUUUUAUCUAUGCAAAAAUGACUGUACAUAUGGUAUUUAAGUAAAAGACGAGCUUGUUGAAAUUCUGAAUGACUUGAUGAUGAUCACUCUUGCUGUUUUAUUAACGUGCUUUAUGUGCCUUUUUAAUUAACAAAAACAUGUACAGUAGUCUAUGCUACUGUUAAAAAAGAAAAGAGUAAAACUGCCAUUACUUUGUGGGUAAAUCAGCUGCACAGGAUAAGUGUGUUCCUUUAAGAAAAAACUCAAAGAGUAUUACCAUGUAUUUGAAAUACUGCAAAAAAAGUGUUGUAUUAAAUUUGAAUAUCUU